Molecule: messenger RNA, 5499 nt
Organism: Sabethes cyaneus
Lineage: Eukaryota; Metazoa; Arthropoda; Insecta; Diptera; Culicidae
Gene: Rbp6
Product: RNA-binding protein Musashi homolog Rbp6
Exons: 15
Coding region: 1987-3135 (382 amino acids)
Cellular component (GO): cytoplasm
Molecular function (GO): RNA binding
Source: RefSeq, a predicted model, not a curated record
ACCGCUAGCAAAUCUCAGUCUUAUCAAACUCCUCGACGGAUUACACACUCGGUAUAGGAACACCUCGGAAAUCCACCGCCGGUCAACCCGCUAGAGUCUUGUAGUGCAUCUCAGUCACGUUUUGGUAGUUGUCGAGUGUGUACUUAUCCGUGUCACGGACGAAUCCCCCAUCGGAACGCAGAAAUCGUGUCCCCGUUCCGUCGAAUCCGUGUUCGUUGUGAUAGCCAUCAAAUCCGGUCUCCACACGUUCCGCCGUGCCCGCCGCAUUGCUGUAGUGUUCGAUGCAGUAGUGGCCGUCAACGCUCGUCAAUCAAUCACCAUUUAGAAAAGUUCGAAAAAGUUUGCACAGCGUGUUAGCAGUGGCCAGCAAAACGCGCGACCAGUCCCGGUUGUCCGACACACCAGCUUAGUUCUGUAGUUUGUUAGUUGCAUCACGAACCGUCGUCGUCGUCGACACUUCGACACUUUAGAAACCAAACCAAACCAAACCAAAUCAACCCAAAACCACACACUCACAUCCGAUACACACUGACCCCCGACACUAUACCGCAUCGCAGAACAUCGCCAAAGUCCGCGUCGUGCCGUUUGUUGUUGUUUGCUGUCGUCCAGAUAUCCGAAGAACUCGGCAUCGGUCGCGUGGUCGGUGGAAAUCCCCCGAUAAGGUCGCCGCAUUCUAAAUAAUCCACUUGAAGCCGUCGGACGGUAGCGUGCAAAUCACUCCACCACGGUGAGCUGUGUGUGCGUCCUCCAGUGUCGGGUCGGGAUAUUUUUGGAAGCGUUCGGAAAAACCGACCGGAGCAAGUGCGCUUCUAGCUGGCUGACUGGCUGGCUGGCUGGGUUGGAAAAGCCAGACGCCCCCCCGAACGCCAGAAUCCACGGAGCGGAGGAGAGAUAAAUUUCAUCCACGAUUUGAGUGCUGUGCCGUAGCGGCUAAUUGAAUCAGCGGAAGUUCAUUCAAAAUUGAACGCUAUCACUCGGAAAGCAGUUAUCUAUAAAUAAAUAUUCAAACCAGUAUAAAUAAACCAUUAGUAGUUAAUUGAUAGUUUCUCGUUCUUUUUUUCGGGAUACCGAGUAGUCACAGUAAGAGCUAACGCCAACUACAGUAAAGUUAAAUAAAAACACACUACUGUCUGUGCCGUUGUGUUGAUAGUAGAGUUCGUGUGUAGAUUUUGUGUAUCUCUCUCUGUGUGUGCAGUGUAGAAAAAGGUUAAGGAAAUCAAUUCGAAAAAAUUCCGUAAUCUAAGUAAAAAGUAAAUAAACACCAUUCAUUGCCGGCAUUAGAAGAGUGUUGCCGUUUUUUGCUCUAGCCAAGUUCAAGCCAUUUUUUCCGAGUCAAGUGAAUCUUCGAAGUGCGGUGGUAGAUAAAUAUUAAUAAAGCUAGAAGAAAUUGCCGAACUUCAACAAUAAUCUACAAUUCCCUCCGAAGCAACAGCAGCUGAGUUACGAAAAAGUACGUCGUCGAGCGUCGUCCGAGCACGUGGUCAGUAGCGUUGAAUUCACCAGCCGUCUGUGAUUCAGCUUAAGUAGAAGAAAUAAGGAGUAAAAAAGGCCAAAAAGGCAAGGCAGAAGAAAAGUUUAAGCCAAGUAAUAAAAGUAAAUUUUGGCUCGAAAUAAGCCGAAAAUUUAGUGUUCUGUGAUUACCCAAUAUAUUGUCAUUGUACCCGCUUGAAGCAGAAGAAGAAAAAAAAAAUCGAAUAAGUUUUUGAGUUCCCCGGCUGCUAAAAGGAGGCAACCCAUAGAUCACCAGUUCGUCAUCAUCGUUGUGGUUCAAGCUGAUGAUCUGAUUAUUAUUAUUGAUCGAGCGAGCAAGUGAAAAAUUCAGAUUCUGUGAUACCACAGUGAUAAUAAAUAGGAAGAAGCCUUUCCCAGAGUGUCCCAACGUCGUAGGUUUUAAUUGCGGUGCGUUAUACACGUGUGUUCUAGUGGUUCGAGAGCAUAGUCAGAAGCAUUUACGCCCCGCUAGAACAAGCAAUCAAGCUGUGGAAGAUGGAGCACCAGAACCAGGACCUCGGAGCACAUCAGUCCAGCAAUCAGGCGGAGGUGCCGAACGAUCCAGGAAAAAUGUUCAUCGGAGGACUCAGUUGGCAGACAAGUCCAGAAAGCCUUAGGGAUUAUUUUAGUAAAUUCGGAGAAAUCACAGAAGUCAUGGUGAUGAAGGACCCCACGACGCGAAGGUCUAGCUCGUCUGCGAUGGGAUUGGCUGAUUCCUCUGCUCCCCUCUACUCGAGACCAAGAGGGUUUGGCUUCAUCACAUUCGGCGAUCCUGCCAGCGUAGACAAAGUAUUAGCACAUGGUACACACGAAUUAGAUGGUAAAAAGAUCGACCCCAAAGUAGCAUUUCCUAGGAGAGCACAUCCAAAGAUGGUGACGAGAACGAAGAAGAUAUUUGUGGGUGGUUUAUCAGCGCCAACCACGCUGGAGGACGUGAAAAGUUACUUCGAACAGUUUGGACCGAUCGAGGAUGCUAUGCUGAUGUUCGACAAACAGACCAACCGACACAGAGGUUUUGGAUUCGUCACAUUUCAGAGCGAAGACGUGGUGGAUAAAGUUUGCGAAAUUCACUUCCACGAAAUCAAUAACAAAAUGGUCGAAUGCAAAAAAGCCCAGCCCAAAGAAGUGAUGCUUCCAGCGAACCUGGCGAAAACGCGCACCGCCGGACGUGGGACAUACGAUUUUAUGUGGUCGCUGGGGACUUUACCUGAUGGUUUUCCCGCCGCCGCAUACGCUGCCUACGCAGCCGGCCGUGGCUUCUCCGGCUAUCCGAGCUUUGGACUACCAUACCCCACAGUGGACAUCACGAAUGGACAGUUGACACCAAACAAUAACACCCCACUGCUAACACAAGCCCUGUCAGUGAUGAACAACUAUCAAGCGGCAGCGGCCGCAGCAGCACAAGGCUACGGUACACCGGCGUCCCCGCACACGACGACCGCGCGAACCGCCGGCUUUACCAACACCAACUCGCCCGGACCGACGAUCGACAUGUACAGCUCGAGCGCGGCGGACAGCGUAGGAUACGUUCAGGCCACGAGCCCGCAGCCAUCCGGAUUUCCCGCGAUCGCCGUGAGCCGCGCACCACUGAACUACAGCCCGGGACAACUAAUUCCAGCAGCAUUCACCAACGGCUACCAUUGAAAUAAACUAAGCAAUAUAUGAUCACCAUCUUCGCUAUUAUUUUGGAACGGGGUGUGAUUUCCAUUUGUCCCAGGCAUGACAGCAAGCACGCAGAGCUACCAACUUUAAAACAAAACAAAAAAACAACAACACGAGGACGUUUAGCAAAAAGUACAACCGCGCCAGUCAGCAAACCCAGCAGUAACCCGUGAAUAUGUAAAAAAAUUAGACAGCAGCUAAAAUUGGGCUAACUAAAUGCGGCAUCCACACACAACUUUACUACACACACACAUACAAAUAAACGCACGCGACUUGAAUUAAAAACCAAACAAUCAUUUUGCAACCGAUUAAAAGCAACAAAGCUUUUACACCAACUAGCAGCAGCUUGCCGAAACACACACACACGUGCGCACAUGCAUGUGUCAAAAUGAUUAUUGCGCUGUGUCGUCGUUGUUUACGUUUUUUGUGUACAUUUUCCGUUUUUCGCGGGGUGACGACAAUUAGUCAGCCAAUUUUGGGGACCGAGCGUGUUGCUUGUUUUUAUGUGUAAUAAUUGCACCAGCGAUAAAAAGUUAUUCGUGGAAAACAAUUUUCCCACCAUGUUUGCAGUGCGAAAGUUAAAAAUAAUAUUUUGAAACCGGCCUCGAUGUCGGUGGUGGUCGGUCAGCGUGAAGCGGAAUGAAUACACAGAAAUACACACGAAAAAAAAAUCUGGUAAACGGUAAAUUGUAUGUGUCGAGCGUACGGGAGAAUGGUUUUCUGAUGUCCAUGACAGCGGGCUGGCUGGGCGGCAAAAAACGCGUUCGUCGUACAUUUGUUUUUUUGUGGGGAAAAGGAAAAAAGACACAAAGAUCACGAUCACACAAACACAGCAAAGUAAAGCAAAAGAAAAACGAAUUACAUAAUCCCGUGUAGGACUAACAACUAACAACCACAUUCACAAAAUGAUAAUAAUGCUACCCCAGAAAACAAAAAAAAAAACAAGGAAUAGCAAAAUAUUCAACCAAAUAUACUAACACAACACACCCACACACACCCAAACACAUAUUUUUAAGCAAAGAAAACAACAAAAAAGAACAACAACAACAACAACAACAGAAGAACACAAAAAGUGCAUCAUUGUUUAAGCUAUUAAGGAUUAACCAAAAUGAGGAAAUUUGUUUCGUAAAAUAUUUGUUAUGCUCUUUAUAUUUACUUAAUUUUUACUUUUAAAUAAAAUUAUUAUUACCUACACUGUAAGGGCUAGACGGAGGAAACCCGAUUUCUAAGCUAUCUAAGCGACGGCUGAGAACGUACUGUGAAUGUGUUUGAGCAGUUUUAAACACAACAGUUGAACGAACGCGUUAGAGGUAAAGUGGGGCAAAAGUGUCCACUUGCGAGCAAAAAAAAAUACACAAUAAUUAAACAAAACUUAUUACGUUUCUGUUUUUUCUAUUGCUGGAAGCAAGCAUUCUAUUGAAAUAUACUAUUUUUACUUCGUGAAAGAAUUAAAAAUAUAAUUGUAAAGCGAUAAACGGAAACGGAGACAGACAGACAGUGGUCACAGCUAGAGGUCUUAGGUAUAUAUAUUUAUUAAUAUGGACAGACAGGAUGCGAUCGGAAGCUAUAACAUUUUUGCGCAUUAAGCGAUCGUUUUUAGCACCUAUUCCUACUUUACUUUUCAAUUUGCAAGCAAAACUAACUGUACGAUACUCUAUUUGAAUUCAUCCUGCUGCAGCUCUCACCCCCAGUAACAAGAACAACAAACAACAACAAAAUAGAACAAACAAACAAAAAACAUACAAAAAAUAAUGCGAAGGAGGUUAGCCAAAGAUAAACCGCAUAGAUGACCGCCCUUAUUUAGAACACAGACAGAGCUUCACAUUGGAUUGGAUUCUAUUUUCGAACUCUACACACCAAAACAAAACGGCGUCCGGGCGCAUAGUAGAGCGGCGGAAGCGAAAAUGAUAAGCCGCAAAACAACAAACAAACACGUAACGAUAAACCGGCAAAUGGAAAAGCAAAAAAAAAAUUUGUGUGCGGAUGACAAAAGAAACAGAUGCAAGCGAAAAGGGAGAAAGGAAAAAUGCAAUAAUAAUAAUUGUUACUAAAAGUAAGACAGUAAGCAAACCAAACAAAAAAAAACAACAACAACAACUGUGAGGUAAUGUGGAAAAAAAUUUAAAUUUAUCACCAGGCAGGCAGAAAUUAGUGGAAAUAAAAACAGAAACAGACAGCUAUGAUUCAGGUGCAAGGAGAAGUUUAAAACUUUGGAUAUUUUUUACGCUGAAAAGUGGAAAACUAUCCCGAGUGUGCGCGCGCGCGGGCGGUAAAUUCAAAUGAGAUUGUAAAUUAUUAUAAAUACAUGAAAUAUAUGAAUUAAAUAAAAACGUAAUUCAAAGAAAG